This is a messenger RNA of Drosophila eugracilis, 540 nucleotides long. RefSeq lists its product as uncharacterized. Lineage: Eukaryota; Metazoa; Arthropoda; Insecta; Diptera; Drosophilidae. The record is from RefSeq and is a predicted model, not a curated record. The transcript has 3 exons. The coding region runs from base 1 to 540 and encodes 179 amino acids.
AUGCGGUUCAAUGUAGUCGUGUGUGCUUUUGCUGGAUUGUUCUUAGCUGAAUUCAGCUUGGCAGUUGUGUUUAAAAUGACUAACUUUGUGUGUCAGAGCUACAAUAAGUCGUGGUUCGUGUUCAAUAAUUGCCGUCUAAAAGCCAUAAGUCGAGACAAGGUUAUACUUAAUAUGAACGGAACAGUUCUGCAUCCAGUGCAUAAUGUCCAAACUUAUGCUAAAAUCUUUAAAAGAGAAAAUGGUUUUAAGCCCUGGCUGGUUGACAUCAAAAUCGACGCUUGCCGUUUUAUGAGAGGACAAUACCAUCCUGUCGCCAAAAUAGUCUACAGCCUCUUUCAACCGUUUACCAAUAUAAACCACACAUGUCCCUAUAUGGGGACACAGAUUAUUCAAGGAUUUUACCCGAAGCCCGAACUGUUACUUGUACCAUAUCCGACUGGCCAAUAUAUGUUGGCCUUAAGAUGGUUCUUUAACAAGCAACUCCAGGCCGAUACAAAUGUCAGCUAUUUGUUCGUAGAGGAUUUUCCGAAACAUCAUUAA